AUGGUUCUCGCCCCUGGUCGCCGCUCACACCCCAACAUGCGCGUUCCGCCGCCAAACACCGCGGACAGCGAUAGCAAUGACAUUGUCAACGAAAAGCCCACUGCCGACACGGCGCCUGCAGUUCCACGGGAAACGAUAAUAAAACUCCUCGCAUUCACACUAGCCAUGAUCGUCGCGCCGAUUGGGAUGUAUUUUUUGAGUGUAAAUACAGUGCUCAAAGGAAAACCUUCGUUUGCUGGCGCCCUGGCAGCUCUUACAGCCAAUGUCGUGCUGGUCGCGUAUAUUGUGGUUGCGUGGCAAGAGGACAAGGAGGAUCAGGCGAAGCGGCGGGAGAAGAAGGGUCAGUAA
Molecule: messenger RNA, 348 nt
Organism: Talaromyces rugulosus
Lineage: Eukaryota; Fungi; Ascomycota; Eurotiomycetes; Eurotiales; Trichocomaceae
Exons: 3
Coding region: 1-348 (115 amino acids)
Biological process (GO): vacuolar proton-transporting V-type ATPase complex assembly
Cellular component (GO): endoplasmic reticulum membrane
Source: RefSeq, a predicted model, not a curated record